GUUUAUUUUACAUUUAUUAUGCUCCCCCUAAAUUUAUUUUGGGGGGAGCAUAUAGUCGCCGCUUCGUCAGUCCGUGCGUGUGUGCAUCUGUCUGUCCAUCCGUGCACAAUUUUUGUCCGGGCUAUUUCUCAGCAACUAAUGACCGGAAUUCAAUUAAACUUUAUGGGAAGCUUCACUACCAAGAGGAAAUGUGCAUAUUAUUAGCGGGCUCUGGUCGGAUUUUUCACAGAGUAAUGGCCCUUUGAAAUUUUCCAUUAACUGUACAUAUAGUGCAAUUCUUGUCCGGGCUAUUUCUCAGCAACUAAUGACCGGAAUUCAAUGAAACUUUAUGGGAAGCUUCACUACCAAGAGGACAUGUGCAUAUUAUCAGCUGGUUCUGGUCAGAUGAUUUUUCACAGAGUUAUGGCCCUUUGAAAUUUCCAUUAACCGUACAUAUACAUAUGUAGUGCAAUUCUUGUCAGGGCUAUAUCUCAGCAACUAAUGACCGGAAUUCAAUGAAACUAUGAGAAGCUUCACUACCAAGAGGAGAUGUGCAUAUUAUCAGCCGGUUCUCGUGGGAUGAUUUUUUUCACAGAGCUAUGGCCCUUUGAAAUUUUUCCAUUGUACAUAUAGUGCAAUUCUUGUCCGAGCUAUUUCUCAGCAACUUAUAAUGGGAAUUCAAUGGAACUUUAUGGGAAGCUUCAUUACCAAUAGGAGAUGUGCAUAUUAUCAGCCGGUUAUGGUCCGAUGAUUUUUCACAGAGUUAUGGCCCUUUGAAAUGUUCUAUAAACUGUACAUAUAGUGCAAUUCUUGUCCGGGCUAUUUCUCCCCAACUACUGACUGGAAUUCAAUGAAGCUUUAUGGGAAGCUUAACUACCUUGAGGAGAUGUGCAUGUUUUUUGUAGGUUCUGGUUAGAUGAUUUAUUUAGAGAGUUGUGGCCCUUUGAAAUUUUUAAGUUGCUAAACCAUCCAUCGUAUUAUUUUGUCCAAAGUUAUGCCCCUCAAGACGUUUCCUUUUAUCUGAAUAUAUAGUGCAAUAUUGUGACAAAAAAACCUUUGGGGAGCAUCACCCUUCUCUGACGGUUUCAUGUUUACUUAAGGAGAUGGUUAUUUUAGAAAGAUCUCAAGUUCCUUCUAUCAUAUAAUGACAACCAUUUCUUAAUAAACCUGUUUGUCUCUUUAAGUUAGGUUGUGAAUAACUGGCAAAUUGACACAAAGUUAUUGUUGAAAACAGGCAUAUGCAAAAUUGCAUAUAAACAAAAAUGAACUAGUAAUUAUUAGUAUAAUUAUUGGCAGAGCUUACACAUUUCAAACAUGCACUAUCAACAAACAAUGAAACAGAUAUGUUAUACCUUGUGUGAUAAAAUUAUAAUCACAUUUUUAUCAGUGAAAGUCACAUGCCAAAUACAUGUACUGUAAACAAAUGCGUAAAAUGACCUAGUUUCCAUAUAGUCGAUUAAUUACAGCAAAAUCUCACUUGGUGUUUUGUGAUUCACGCCACGAUUUACAGUUUUGAAUUUCACACCUCGGAACAAGAGGCCUUCCGUGAUGGGCUUCAUUAAAGCACCUGACUUGAUGGAUGUAUAGCAGGCCAUCACAGCGUAGCGUAAUUGACGUUUACGAAGUGGUCGUCAUAAAAGCGGAACAACGCUACAGGUUAACGUAGAUAGUGUUGAGAAGCAGUGACAGGCGAAGCAAUUUGUAUUAAUCUCUUAAACAUUUCAGUCAAAGGAAAUCUUUUGCUCUAACAGAAGAAAAGUUGCCUUUGAUGCAUGUUGGAAUAUUUUAAGACAACAAAUUACAACACGCUUUUAAAAAGGCUUUGCGUUGAAAAUCAUAUUGUUUGCAGCGUAUUGUGUGCGGAAAAGAACGGUUUUACAAACAAUCGGAUAUUUCGGUUUAUUGUUGUUUUUUUUAAUGAAAUACUAAGUUGUUAGUUUGACGUUAUACAAUGAGGACGUUUUUAACUCAUGGGGCGGUCCAGCUUGUGACGAUGGCCUUAUUCCUCGCAACGGAUGUAGCCGGCCACGGGCGGCUGAUUGAACCUGCCUCCCGGAAUGCAAUGUGGCGAUUUAACUACAAGAACCCGCGAAAUUACAACGACAUGGGACUGAACUGCGGGGGCUUCACGAAUAUGUUUGAGCGACACGGCGGCCGCUGCGGGGUGUGUGGCGACCCCUGGCAGGGACCACGUGACAACGAGGCUGGCGGGAAGUACGCUCGGGGCCUCGUCGCGCGCCAGUACCAGACGGGUGCCUUCAUCAAUGUCACAGUUGAGCUCACCAGCAAUCACGGCGGCUAUUUCGAGUUCCGGUUGUGUCCCGUCAACGACCCGACACGGGAGGCGACGCAUGAGUGCUUGGACCGACACCUUCUGAACAUUGUGGGUCACGGGACCCGGUGGUUCAUUGCGGCGCCGGGACCCUCCACGACCGUAGAGCUGGUCGUCAUGCUGCCGCCGAAACUGACCUGCUCUCAGUGCGUCAUGCAGUGGAAAUGGGUAGCCGGUCAAAGCAUGGGUCCGGACGGCUAUGGUGGCGAAUGCUUGGGUUGUGGCAACCAAGAACACUUCAUCAACUGCGCAGACAUCGCUAUCGGUACAAAACCAGUCAAUCCGCUGCCGCCGCUGCCGGAUGAUAGUACCCCAGCACCGGUGCCUGCAUAUCAGACGCAGCCACCUCAAAAUCCCACAGUCUCCAUUACAGCAACGCCCCUUAAGACGCAUGGACACUCUGGGCCUACUUAUACUGUUCCAAACGCCGGAGAUCCAACCUUUGAAGCAACCAUGGCCAUGAUGAAAAAAAUGUACGAUCAAAUGGUAAAAAAUCAAGCGCCAGUUGUUCCAAUCCAUGCUUCAACUGGACAGGUGGAGCCACCGGCGGCACCUCAAUGGAACCAGCCUACACGAACACAGGCCCCGGCUCCACAGCCGCCGUCGUGGCAGACACCCGCGGCAGUACAGUCGUCCUGGCAGGAACCUGCCCCAACGUUCCCUGACACUUCCUUGUGGCAAAACAGUGUUCCCUCGAGUUGGCAGCAGAGCCAGUCUUCCUAUGAGCCCGGGGAGUAUCAGGAACACGGGGAGAUACCGUCCCCUGGAUCCAUGUCCCAUCCACCCGCCCAGGGGUCCACGUACAUGCAAGGCUACAACGACGCCAUGAGAAUGUUCGAGCAAUCCUUUGGCAUGCCCUCGUUAAAUGUGAAAUCUAACGCGCCUUUUAAUGAGAUGUCACUUUCAUUGCAGGAGUCACAAAAACAAUAUAGCGCCGUUUACCACGGUGGAGACCUUACCGGCAAGUGUCCGGAUGGCUCAGAAUACGAAUGUAGGGCAACGAAUGUAAUGGCUGGUUCUGACUUUGACUCAUUGUGCGAAAGCACGUGCGUCAACGGCAAGUGCCCAACUAAUAUUUGUUCGUGCUCGUGUCCGAGCGGGGGCAGUUGGUCGGGCUCAAACACUCAAGCCCAAGCAUCGGGAGGGGCGAAUUGCCGCAGUGUAGACCCCAGUAAAGGGUCGUCCAUGGAUACAUGGUGCUCGCUCAAUUGCAAGCAGAACAACUGUCCGAGUAGCUUGUGCACAUGUAUGUAAUCAUAUACAUAAACAUGGGAUCAAAGUGAUUAACAAGAAUCGCGUUCAUUACAAACAUUUAUUGGUCGUCAUAACUUUCGUUUCCUAAGUAAAGAGCAAGCAUUAGUAUGACUCUUACAGACGAACUGUGAGACGUAUUAUUAAGCUCUUGUCAUCACACUAACGAACCAUGAACUAAUUAUUCAAGACAGUUGUCACACUAAAUAAGGGCCAUGAAAACAAUGGUAAGAAAGCUUAAAUGAUCGCACUGUAAGUGCAAGGUCAAAGCAUGCAUAUGUUUACUAUGAACAUGACAACUUUUCUUUGUUGGCAUCAGCACUGAGAGGAUUUUAUAAAUGAUCUGUUUGAUUGUAUACCAGCGCAACACACUUGUUCAGUGAUUUCGUUUUCGUCCAUGUUUUUCAUCACUCAUCGUUUGGCCAGAUUUAUGUUUACGGACAGUUUUUAACAACAUCUGUUUUCUGUCAUAAUAUAUGUUAUCUUUAUACGCCAUAUGUCACGCGUCUUUUAUGACAUUC
This is a messenger RNA of Dreissena polymorpha, 4083 nucleotides long. RefSeq lists its product as uncharacterized. NCBI's taxonomy places the organism in Eukaryota, Metazoa, Mollusca, Bivalvia, Myida, Dreissenidae. The record is from RefSeq and is a predicted model, not a curated record. Bases 1931 to 3565 code for a protein of 544 amino acids. The transcript has 5 exons.